Messenger RNA from Dioscorea cayenensis subsp. rotundata (Guinea yam), 1955 nucleotides. RefSeq names its product serine carboxypeptidase-like 34. NCBI's taxonomy places the organism in Eukaryota, Viridiplantae, Streptophyta, Magnoliopsida, Dioscoreales, Dioscoreaceae. Gene Ontology annotation, cellular component: vacuole. The record is from RefSeq and is a predicted model, not a curated record. Gene Ontology annotation, biological process: proteolysis. Gene Ontology annotation, molecular function: serine-type carboxypeptidase activity. The transcript has 9 exons.
GUCCACUCACACAAGCACAUACAUAAAAAGAGACUAGACUUAAAUUUUAUAGUGGUGUUGUUGUUGUAGUAGUGUUUUUGCACUUCAAUUAGAGUUUCAACAAUGAAUUGUUUCCUUUUGUUGUUCUCCAUCUUGUUCUUCUUUUUCUGUAUUAAUGUUGCAGAGCCAAGACCGAUCAUUGGGCUCGCCGGAGAUGAUCCGAAGGAAGCUGACUUGAUUCAAAAGUUGCCCGGCCAGCCACCGGUUAACUUCAGUCAGUAUGCUGGUUAUGUGACUGCUAAUGAGGCCAAUGGCAGGGCACUCUUCUACUGGUUCUUUGAGGCCAUGGAUAAUGUCACUGCCAGACCUCUUGUUCUUUGGCUCAAUGGAGGACCUGGUUGUUCAUCUAUUGGCUUUGGAGAAGCCCAGGAGCUUGGACCUUUCCUAGUGCAAAAGGAUGUGCCUAAACUGAGUUUCAAUAACUACUCUUGGAACAAUGAGGCCAAUUUGUUGUUUCUUGAGUCACCAGUUGGUGUUGGAUUCUCUUAUACAAACACCAGCUCUGAUUUGGAUCAACUUGGUGAUGCAAUUACUGCAACCGAUGCAUACAACGCCCUGUUGAGCUGGUUCAACCGUUUUCCUGAGUUCAAAUCUCAUGACUUUUACCUUACCGGAGAAAGUUAUGCAGGACAUUACGUUCCCCAACUCGCCGAAAAAAUAUUCGACUCAAACAAGAAUGCAACAAAAGAGAAUAUCAUCAACCUCAAAGGUUUCAUGAUAGGGAAUGCACUGAUGGAUGAUGAUACAGACACUGCUGGAAUAGUAGAUUAUGCAUGGCACCAUGCCAUUAUCUCUGAUGAGGUAUACCAAGACAUCAAAACUAAAUGCAAUUACAGCGCCAUAGAGGUGAAUGACGACAUGUGUGACGGCUCAAUGAAUGAAUUAUUCGAAGCAUACGCCCCUAUCGAUAUUUACAGCCUUUACACUCCAGUAUGCACCGGAUCAUCAUCCUCGAACAAGAUCAGUACUAGAGAUUUUCCAAAGUCCUUUCCCACAUAUGUAAACUCCUUUCACUUAAUUUUGCCAUGAUCUAUACUGAUUACUUAGUAAAUUCCUAACUUGAUCAUGCCGGUUUUCUUCGUAUUUUUUUUUCAGAAAAAGAUUCAUAGAAACCUUGCAGGUUAUGAUCCAUGUGCCAGAGCUUAUGCCGAAAAAUACUUUAAUCGUCCAGAUGUUCAACAAGCUUUGCAUGCCACUGUUAAGUUAUCAUACCCAUGGUCUGCUUGCAGUAAUGCAAUUGAAAAUUGGAAUGAUUCACCGAACACAAUGUUGCCAGUAAUCACCAAGCUAAUUGAAGGAGGCCUAAGAGUUUGGGUUUACAGUGGAGAUACUGAUGGAAGAAUGCCAGUGACUUCAACAAGAUAUACACUGAAAAAACUUGGAUUGAAUUCAACCACAGCAUGGUCUGCUUGGUACACUGAUGGUGGACAGGUUGGUGGGUGGACUAUGGAUUAUAAGGGGUUGACUUUUGCAACAGUUCGCGGAGCUGGUCAUCAAGUUCCAACCUUUGCCCCAAGACAAUCUCUUCAGCUUCUUCAUUACUUCUUAUUGAACGAAUCUCUGCCUCGACAAGCUUUUUGACUAAAUAAUUUGAUAUAAGUAUCAAGGAUGGUCUUUUUCUUCUUUCUUCUUCUUUUUAACCAAAAAUUAAGAAAGUUUCUAUGUUGUUGGAUUUAUUUCCAUUACUGGUUUAAGAUUUUAAUAAUACAGUAAUGCCUUAUCUUUCUUUCUUACCUUUUUUUUUAAAUAUAUGCACAUAAAAUGAAAUCAUUUAAGAGCCUAAUUUCAACUAGAAUUCAUGGUUAAGGAUUUGAAUAGAACUACAAUGUUGUAACUUCUAAUUUAAAUCAUACUCCAAAGUGACAGACUUUAAUUGUGAAAGGCAUUAAGCCGACAGCGAAAACAAAGAGACAGCA